Messenger RNA from Procambarus clarkii (red swamp crayfish), 1398 nucleotides. Its product is annotated as golgin subfamily A member 6-like protein 2. The record is from RefSeq and is a predicted model, not a curated record. Lineage: Eukaryota; Metazoa; Arthropoda; Malacostraca; Decapoda; Cambaridae.
AGUGAAGAUCAUUCCAGUCUUCAGCUGCACACGCUCGGCAGAGGACGGAACCCACUAGACAACUCUACCAAAAGUUUAACACAAACAAAUUUUCUGAAGAAUACAUUUGAUAGUUUUUCAUGAACUAUCGCCCAGAAUUCCCAAAAUUCUGAGCAAAUAAUCUUAUCAGUAGCUUAAACAGCAACUGUGUCUGAGGAGCACAAGUAGCCAGACACCACGAGCGAGAAAAAACCACCAUGAAGUCCGCGUAUUUACUAAUGUUUCUCUGCGUCUUCCUGGUGAAGGCACAGAACAAUCCUGAGGACCCAGCGGUAGCAGAAGCACCGGCCGAGGGAUCUCCCAUUGACUCGAGAUACCAUCAAGGAUGUUCACUACGGGACAGAUGCCGAGACGCCAGAGGCUCCUGCAAGAGGACGUGUGACAGGAACUCAGAGGAUGAAAUAACAGGAGGGUGUGAUGGAAGGGAUUGCAAGUGUUGUGCUCCUACUCCUACUCAGAGGAAGUGCAGGAGCUCUAAGGAGUGCAGGCGAGCUGGAGGAAGAUGUCAGACAACUCAGUGCGGCUCACACGAGCGGGAGAUCCGUCACGGGUGUAGCAGUACCGAUUCUCACCGCUGGUUAAUCGACGUAGCGGCCAGCGGCAGCAUAGGCAUUGGCGGCGGUAUUGGUGCAGGCGUUGGCGGUGCUAGUGGGGGUACAGGUGGUACCAGUGGAGGCAGCGGCGGCAGCAGCAGCGGUACCGGCGGCGGCAGCAGCAGCGGUUCCGGCGGCAGCAGCAGCGGUUCCGGCAGCAGCAGCGGCGGUUCCGGCAGCAGCAGCGGCGGUUCCGGCAGCAGCAGCGGCGGUUCCGGCAGCAGCAGCAGCGGUUCCAGCAGCAGCAGCAAGAGAGUGUGUUACUGCUGUGCUCCUCGAGGCGGGAACCACUACGAUAUUAGGGAGGGAGAGAACGACGUCGGGGCUGCUGGAGCUGAAGAAGACGCACCCCAAGGAGCAGACGAAGUGGUUGAAGGAGGUGAAGAGGAAGAAUUGAAUGUAGAGGAAGAAGGAGAAGAAGAAGAGGUAGAAGCAGAGGAGGAGGAAGAGCAACAGUAGGAUCUUUAGCAAUUACAACCACACACACUUUAUAAAUUGGGUUAAACACUCUUGGGUCUCACCGGUAACUGGAUAGGGAGACACGUGGAUAAAUGCCUCACUUGUAACUAGUAUGUUCAUAAACUAGUUACAUGAUUAAUUGGUUUUUCAGAUUGUAUCAUAUACUAUUAUGAUUGUAAACAAUUACUUAAGCGGGGGGGAUUUGAUUUAAAGCUUUGUGGAUAUCCUAUUUUUCCUCUGUUUAGUAUGAAGGUACUCUGGGUACUUUGAUAAAUUUGUGCAAAUAAUAAAAUAUAGGUAUAAAUUA